AUGCGGUCGCCUGUGUUUGAAGCGGAGCUCUAUGGGCCGAUGAGGGAGACGAGGGCACAGCUCGUAACCAUCGAAGAGAUACAGCCUGAUGUCUUCAAGGCACUUCUCUAUUUCAUCUACAGUGAUGCAUUGCCAGCUGCUUUUGAUGAUCUUGAGAGGGAAGGUCAUAUUGAAAUGGUUCGGCACUUGCUAGUGGCCGCGGAUCGAUAUGCCAUGGAGAGGCUAAAGCUGUUAUGUCAAAGCCUCCUUUGCGAGAAUAUUAACGUGCAGACCGUGGCAACCACGUUGGGCUUGGCUGAUCAACAUCACUGUGACGAGCUUAAGGAUGCUUGCAUUGAAUUUAUGUCCACUUCACAGGAUAUGGAUGCUGUGGUGGCAACCCCUGGUUAUGAAAAUCUCAAAAGAAAUCGCCCUUAUAUCUUGGUGGAUGUAUUGGAGAGGUCUAGUAAGCUUCGCAAAACAUAG
Messenger RNA from Triticum turgidum subsp. durum (durum wheat), 465 nucleotides. The record is from the annotation of a GenBank genome assembly. NCBI's taxonomy places the organism in Eukaryota, Viridiplantae, Streptophyta, Magnoliopsida, Poales, Poaceae.